AUGAAGAGUGUUUUUUUGAAUAACAAAAUUGACUGUGUGUGUGUAUUUGCACACAAAGGAGACACUAUUGAAAAGGCUCUUCGGGAUGAUGGCAGAUUUAGUGAUGACUUUUUUGACAAGGUGACCGUUGAACUCGUUGAUGAUGAAAAUGUCAUCCAUGCAAUACAUUUGCCUGUAGAUCAGUGUGAUGGCAAGAAAUUCAAUGUAAAUGCUGAGUAUAAAAAGGCACGAGCACCUGACAAGAAUGAUGGUGAGUCUGUUAAACACAGCCAACAGUCUAAACACACCAAACAAAAAACACUUCAAGAGGAAAAGACAAACGCCACAGAUCCUUCAACUGAAGGGAAUGCAACUCAGAGUACUUCUGGCAAUUCUUCUGGUGACUCUGGAAAUUCAUUCUUUACUGACAUUAAGAAACAGCAAGAAAACCCUCAGGUUCAAGAGUUAUUGCAAAAAGAAUAUGAUAAAGGUGUUGUUGAUUCUUUCACUGAGGUGAACAAAGUGAGGCAAGUCAUGGAUCUGUCUGACUCCGUGUGUGUGAUUGUAGUUGACGAUUCUCGCAGAGGAACCGGCUUCUUACUCUUUGACAGAUUCAUCCUCACUAAUGCUCAUGUUGUUAAGGACUUUAUUUAUUCUCCACCGAAUAAUCCUGACACACUUAAGCUUUCAAGGACUCUGAAAGCUGUGUUCAAUUAUGAGUUUUUGGGAUCUAAGACAAUAAAUCUCCAAGCAAAGAGUGAGCUUAUUGCUUACAGAUAUGAAAAAGAUGCGGCGCUCAUGUUCCAUGAUUAUGCUCUUCUUGAACUGGAAACUGCACCUGAUAAAUGUACUGAAUUGCUCACUUGUUAUAAGCAUGACAGUUUUCCUAACAGUGGUGGGAUCUACAUUGUAGGACACCCAGAUUGUGAUGUUAAAAAGAUGGACCCCUGCUUCAUCAUUGGAGAAGAGAAUCAACUACGGAGUAUAAACCAACACAUAUCUGAGAAUGUGUCCUGUCCAUAUGUGUCAUGGGGAUGUUGGCCAAAUCUAUACAAGAACCAGAUAACUUAUAACUCUUGUUUCUUUCAUGGAUCAUCUGGCUCUCCGGUGUUUGAUGCACACUGCAAUCUGAUUGGCAUGCACUCUGGUGGCUUUGAUUACAAACAAGAUGAAAGAACUAGAAGUGUUAUAGAGUUUUCAUACUCCAUGCAGUCCAUCAUGGAAAGCAUCAUCGCACAGGUCAGGUCAAGAAGUGACAUCAUGAAAUUACUACAAAAUGAAAAAUUUUAUAGUAUAAAAGAACAUUUUGACCUUGGGAAAAUUGAGGAUGCAUGUGAAGCAAACAUCCCCAUUAAGGAAGAACGGCAGAAUGAAGAGGAGAACAUGGAAGAAAACUAAAGGGACACCUGAGCUUCGUCUCCUGAUU
This is a messenger RNA of Pimephales promelas (fathead minnow), 1405 nucleotides long. NCBI's taxonomy places the organism in Eukaryota, Metazoa, Chordata, Actinopteri, Cypriniformes, Leuciscidae. The record is from RefSeq and is a predicted model, not a curated record.